AUGGCGGACCUGAAAAUAGCAAAUGUCAACUGGCAAUCCAAAUUAAAUAAAGCUGCACACCACACAUCUGAUUACAGCAGCACAGAAGCAAUCCUGCGGAGAGGACAAGCCUUCAACAUCACUCUGAAAUUCCAAACAACACCACAAUCUGGGGAUAACUUCACCUUUAUUGCAAGCACAGGACCAUCUCCAGCAGAAUCACAGCAGACCAAGGCCGUAUUUAACCUUUCCGAGGAGAGUGCCAGUGGCUGGGGGGCAACCCAAGAGCCCAGUGAGCCUGGCUGCAUGAACUUCACAAUAUUCAGCCCAGCCAACGCUGUUGUUGGACGAUACAAGCUCAAACUCCAGGUUGUUUCUGGGAACAAGGUCUCUUCAACACUCCUGGGCCAGUUUGUGCUACUCUUCAAUCCCUGGUGUCCAGAUGAUGAUGUCUACAUGGCUAAUGAAAACGAGCGAUGGGAGUAUGUCCUGAACGACAGUGGAAUCAUAUUUCAGGGACUGGAAAAAUAUAUUCAAGAAGAAGCUUGGAACUAUGGACAGUUUGAAGAGGAUAUCCUUGAUAUCUCUCUGGCUAUACUGGAUCGAAGCUUGAACCACCGCGAAGAUCCAGCUACUGAUGUAGCCAACCGAAACAACCCCAUCUAUGUGAGCCGGGUUGUCAGUGCUAUGGUGAAUAGCAAUGAUGAAAAAGGAGUAGUGGAAGGGAAAUGGCAUGGCAAGUACCGCUCAGGAACCAACCCCCUGCAGUGGAGUGGAAGUGUGACCAUCCUUCGGAAGUGGUACAGAGGAAGAUACAAACCUGUCCGGUAUGGCCAGUGCUGGGUCUUUGCAGGAGUAAUGUGCACAGUUCUGAGAUCCUUGGGAAUACCUACUCGUGUUAUUACAAACUUCAACUCUGCCCAUGACACGAAUAUAAAUCUGAGUAUUGAUAAGUACCUUGACAGUUCCGGAAAGACUCUGGACUUGACUGAAGAUAGUGUGUGGAAUUUCCAUGUCUGGAACGAAAGCUGGUUCACUAGAAGAGAUCUUGGUUCUUUUUAUGAUGGAUGGCAGGUUCUGGAUGCAACACCCCAGGAAAAAAGCAAAGGCAUCUAUCAGUGUGGGCCUGCCUCCACCAGAGCUAUUAAGGAAGGGGAUGUGAACCUGGAUUAUGACAGCUCAUUUGUGUUUGCAGCAGUGAAUGCUGACUGUGUUACUUGGAUUCGCUAUAGUAACAAAAGAAAAAAGAGAAUUUAUUCUGAUACUAGGAAGAUUGGAAAAUUUAUCAGUACCAAAGCAGUGGGCACCAAUUCCCGUGUGGAUGUCACUGCUAAUUACAAGUAUCCAGAAGGAUCCUUGAAAGAAAGGCGGGUGUACAGAAAAGCACUGAAGCUGCUUGGUGUGAGAAGCACUGGAAAGAGAACCAAAAAAAGACGCUCUGCAGCAGCACAGAGACAAAAUACGACACAGCCCACACGAAAACCCAGUAUCUCAGGGAAGCUGCACCUUGAUGCAUCUCCUGUAAUUGGCCAAGAUAUUCUCCUUACCUUGGCACUCAAGAACCUGAUCUCAGAUUUCAAGACCAUAAAGGUUAAACUGAGAGCUUCAGCCAUUCUCUACACAAGAAGACCAAAGGCAGAGAUUUUGCAGUUAUCUAGGUCUAUUAAACUUGGAUCUGAAGAAGUGAAAGAUAUUUCAUUCAAGAUCUCCUAUUCCCUGUAUAAAAACUUUCUCACGGAUGACAGGAAGAUCCUAGUGACUGCUGUGUGUGAAACCAAACAGGGAGCCUCACUUCUAGUGGAGAAGGAUAUUGUACUUCAGGAUCCUUUUCUCACCAUCAAGGUCCUUGGUCCAACAGUGGUAAACCAGGCUGUAGAUGUGCAGGUCACAUUUACCAACCCACUCUCUGAAGUGCUGACCGACUGUAUACUGAGAGCAGAAGGUAGUGGCCUGCUCAAAGAGCAACUCAGAAUCAAUGUGGCAAGAAUGGCCCCCAUGGAGAGCUCAACAGUCCAAUUUGAAAUCAUUCCCUACAAGAGUGGCACCAGGCAGCUUCAGGUGGACUUGGUUUGCACACGUUUUUCAGACAUUAAGGGAUUUGUGAUGCUUGAUGUGGCUCCUGCUCAGUGA
This is a messenger RNA of Apaloderma vittatum (bar-tailed trogon), 2109 nucleotides long. RefSeq names its product protein-glutamine gamma-glutamyltransferase 6-like. Gene Ontology annotation, molecular function: protein-glutamine gamma-glutamyltransferase activity. The coding region runs from base 1 to 2109 and encodes 702 amino acids. Gene Ontology annotation, biological process: peptide cross-linking. NCBI's taxonomy places the organism in Eukaryota, Metazoa, Chordata, Aves, Trogoniformes, Trogonidae. The record is from RefSeq and is a predicted model, not a curated record. The transcript is spliced from 13 exons.